This is a messenger RNA of Pectinophora gossypiella (pink bollworm), 2885 nucleotides long. Its product is annotated as ankyrin repeat and MYND domain-containing protein 2. Bases 99 to 1283 code for a protein of 394 amino acids. Gene Ontology annotation, molecular function: protein binding. The transcript has 2 exons. Lineage: Eukaryota; Metazoa; Arthropoda; Insecta; Lepidoptera; Gelechiidae. The record is from RefSeq and is a predicted model, not a curated record.
GACAGCUUGAGUAGCACAUUUCUAGGUUGUUUGCAGUUUUAUCGUUUUUCGCUUAUCUAUUCACUUUAUAUUAAACAGUGAAAACCUUUGAAAGUGCAAUGGAGGCCAAGAAAGAAGAAAAUUCUACCCAGGAGAAGACACUGUUUGACGCUAUAGCCCAAGAAGACCUAACAGAAUUCAAGAACAUUCUCGCCCAAUACAAGGGCAGUGUCGAUAUGCUCGAUGAAAAUGGCAUGACUGCGCUCCAACACGCCGCUUAUAAGGGCAACAAGGAUAUGGUCCAAUUGCUCCUGGACAGAGGUGCGGAUGUGAAUACUGGUCAACACGAGUACAACUACACGGCACUUCAUUUUGGAGCAUUGUCUGGCAACUCCGAGGUCUGCAAGCUGCUCCUGGACGCAGGUGCUAAACCUACAGCAACUAACACUGUGGGCCGCUCCGCUGCCCAAAUGGCUGCCUUUGUCGGUAACCACCAUACAGUGGCAACUAUCAAUAACUUUGUACCUCGUAGUGAAAUCGCCUACUACUCUGUUCCGCAAGGGCAGCAGUCAGAACCACAUUUACCAGCAUUCCUAGUAGACCCUCUACAUAAGUUUGUCCUGGGUGUCAAUGUCCACCCUGUUAGAUUAGCAUUGAACAUUCAGCAUAUACCUGGGCUUCUAGAAAAUGCUGACAAAUGUAGCAAAGUAUUAGAAAUGUUGUGUAAGAAAGAAAUGACAAGAGGAGGAGAUACCAAUGAAGUGAUGGCAUUUAAGUAUCACUAUCUCUCAUAUGUUCUUAGAGAAAUACAUAAUAUAAAAGACAAGAAACCAAGUUCAGAUAAAGAGGACAAGAAACAUGACAUUGUGGAGGUGUUUUCAAAAAAGCUGCUAAAACCUGGUAAAGAUGGUGUGUCUCUGGAUCUGAUGGAUACAUUCCUGAAGGAUUGUGUGAGGGAGUUUCCUUACAGAGAGUGCACUACGUUCCACCAGAUGGUGUCUUCCCUGACCAGUAAAGACCCUCCUCCAGCAUUAACAGUGAUUAACUGCACAAUUAAUGGGCAGAGAGGGUUUGUGGAUGCUAUCCCCUACUGCAGCACUUGUGGGGAAGAAAAACCAGCAAAGAAGUGCUCUAAGUGCAAAUCAGUGCAGUACUGUGACCGUGAAUGUCAGCGUCUGCACUGGUUCGUACAUAAGAAGGCCUGCAACAGAGAGAGUAGUGCCCCUACAUCUACUGCCACUGGCAAAGCUAACAUUGAUGUCCAAGAGCUUUCAUCUGAGCUGCAAAACUUAGUAGCUGGAUAGAACCAUCUCACAGCAAAUUCUGGAUGUAUAGAAAAAUACAAAGCAAAAGUGAACUUAUAACACAUGAUCAAAUUAAGCUACAUCUGUGCCUCUAGUAAUACAGUCUGUCUUCCAGUGAUUUGCAGUGAUAUCGACUUUCCACAACCUGUUCUGUAUACUGUAUCUAAGCUAAAUCAAGAAAAUUUCCUAAUCAACACUUUCAAGAGGCCUCAUUAGAUUUAAAUCUAGAGUUUUGAAUAAAUGUUUGGUGUAUUCAGUGUCAUAGUGUGAACUUGGUUUAGAAUAUAGAUCUAUUAUGUAUCUGUGUGUAACUAUGUUUUGCAUUUAUGUAAUCAUUAUAUAAGACCUCGUAAUAUACAUAGGUAAUGUUCUUAUGUUGCUAUAUCCUCGUAACGCCGAAGCAUAAUUACGAUUUCGAAGUAAUAAACGACGGUGGUACCUUGAAAAGGACCAAAUUUUUGUAGUCGUAAAGGCCGAGCACUUCAGGUACAAAUUUUAAAGUGUUAGAGUUAUCCGAUCGGGUUCAAAUUAAGUGGAGACCUAUGUAAGGAUGAAUAGAAGACAUUUUUGAAAAAAUUACGUUUUUUUUUUAGUUCUUCCAGAAGGACUCCCGGUAUGAGUCACUACUUUUAGUAAAAUUUGAAAAAUAUUAUUAUUGUAAAGGGUUAUGUAUUUUUUCAUUAACAUACAUACCUAUUUGUACGUCAUAAAUAUGUGUAUAUACUUACAUAUUUAAAUAUAAAAUAAGUAACAAGUUUUAGUUUUUAUGAUGUAGUUUGUGAUUAGUCCCUCUGGAAGUACAUUAGGUUUAUAUUAUUAGGAAAAAAAAUAAUUCAUGGUGUCAGUUUAGAUCAUCAUUAGAAGGAAAAAGGAAAUAAAAUGAAGACGGUAGUUUUUUUUAAUCAUAAGAUCACGUAAGCAAGUCAGUCUAUAUCGGUAUGAUUUAAUCACAUAUAACAAUUUAAAAAACUUUUUGAAAAAUAUCCGGACAUGACACCUAAAGUCCCUUGCAAAGGACUAAAAAAGUUUGCUUUCAUAUUGCUAACGAUAUCGAUACAAAAUUGAUAAAAUAACUAUGUCAUGUUGUUGAUUAUUAUCUUACCUGCGAUUUCUGAAAAUAAUGUGUAUGAAAAACUACGAAAUUCGAUUAUUAACUUGAUUUUUUUUUACCUCGUCGCCGUGUGCGCGCCAUCUUUACCAAUAAAAUGACAAAUUACGACAAGUGAUACAUAUUUUUUUUUAUUAAAGCCACCUAUUCACGAAAUUGAAUGAACUAGUUCAUAGACAAAAUACUUUUUUUCUCAAUCGGCGCAAAGGUUUGAAUUAAAUUGACAGGCAAAGUUUUGGUCCUUUUAAAAGUACCUUCGUUGAUUAUUAGAACAAACUAUUUCAAAACCUUCGGCCUUUAUGACUACAAUUAUUUGGUCCUUCUCAGAGGACCCCAGGGCUUACGAGGAUAAAAAGAGAAUUUUAUAAUGUACCAGUAGAUCAAUGCACCAAAAUAAGACUAAGUUGUUGGAUUUGCUAUCAAUUUUAUGUUGAUGAUGACUAGGUAGUAUAUUGGAAUACAGUGAAUAUGUCGAAAUAAAUAUUAUCUCUUCA